Molecule: messenger RNA, 1488 nt
Organism: Oldenlandia corymbosa var. corymbosa
Lineage: Eukaryota; Viridiplantae; Streptophyta; Magnoliopsida; Gentianales; Rubiaceae
Source: the annotation of a GenBank genome assembly
AUGGGACUCAGCCUUCGGACCUCUAGAAAUAAUAGCCGGCUUGAAUUUGGUUCGAAAUCUCUGCUUCCUAGUCACCUUGGCAAUAUGAAGACACGAACAUUUUUUGGGAUUUCCCUGUCUCUCAUUAUAAUUAACCUCGCUGCUAUAAUGGAGCGAGCUGACGAGAAUCUCCUUCCAUCUGUUUACAAAGAAGUUAGUGAAGCAUUUUCUGCAGGACCAUCCGAUCUUGGUUAUCUGACCUUUUUACUGAGAUUCAGCCAGGGAUUGGCAUCUCCAGUGGCAGGCGUUCUAGCCCUUAGUUAUGAUCGUCCGACGGUCUUAGCAGUUGGCACUUUGUGUUGGGCAUUGUCAACUGCCGGGGUAGGCUUCAGCAGUUAUUUUGCUCAAGUUGCAUUUUGGAGAGUAGUUAAUGGUUUAGGACUGGCUAUUGUUAUUCCUGCCCUUCAGUCUUUUAUAGCUGAUAGUUAUAAGGAUGGUGUGAGAGGAAAAGGUUUUGGGUUUCUGCAUCUUGUUGGUACUAUAGGUGGCAUAGGUGGUGGUGCUAUCGCCACUGUUAUGGCUGGUCAUGAUUAUCUUGGUAUACCAGGAUGGCGGUUUGCUUUUAUUGUGACAGCAACUCUGAGUUGUUUGAUUGCCUUCCUUGUUUAUACAUUUGUUGAAGAUCCAGAAAAAAGAACCACCGGUGAUUAUGAAAAAAUAAAGUCUUCUUCCAGGGAUGAAUUGGCGGACAAGGUCCAUACCAACUCUCUUUCAAUUUGGCUGGAGUCCUGGCAAGCAACGAAAGCAGUUACUCGAGUUCCAACUUUUCAAUAUAUUGUGUUGCAGGGUCUAGUUGGUUCACUGCCUUGGACAGCCUUUGUGUUUUUGACUUUAUGGUUCGAACUGAUUGGUUUUGAUCACAAUAGUUCAGCAGCUUUAGUUGGUAUCUUUGCUGGUGGAUGUGCAUUGGGGGCUUUUACUGGUGGAAUUAUUGCCGAUCGUAUGUCGCUCUUGUACCCUCAUUCUGGGCGUAUCAUGUGUGCACAGUUCUCUGCUUCUAUGGGCAUUCCAUUCUCGUGGUUCCUUCUGAGAGUUGUGACUCAGUCAGUGGACAGUUAUUAUACAUAUGCAGUGACCCUGUUUCUAAUGGGGCUUACAAUAAGCUGGUGUGGUAGUGCUGUGAACGCCCCAAUGUUUGCUGAGGUUGUCCCUGUCAAACAUCGGACCAUGAUUUAUGCAUUUGAUCGUUGUUUCGAAGGAUCAUUCUCUUCUUUUGCAGCUCCUAUUGUUGGAAUUCUCGCAGAGAAUAUAUAUGGCUAUGAUCGAAAAUCCAUUGAUCCAGUUUUAGGGUCUGGGAGAGAAGCUUUAGCCUUGUCAAGAGGACUUUUCUGCAUGAUGGCAGUUCCAUUUGGUUUGUGUUCUUUAUUUUACACGCCUUUAUAUUGGACGUUCAAGCAUGAUCGAGAAAAUGCCAGAGUAGCUUCUGUUAAAGAAACAGAGAUGUUAUGA